UCCCCCCACAGCGGCCUACCUACCUGGAUUGGCGCGGCCUUUCCUGCCGGGAUCGACCGGAGCUCCAGCAGCGGCGGGACAGCGCUGAAACAUCGCGGGGCUGGCGAUGCCUUACCGGGGGUCGCCGUCUGGAGCCCGGAGUGCCGGACCUGCUGCCGACAUCAUGGAGCUGCGGUUUGCAGAGCUCCCAACGCGGGCGGCGCUGACUACAACGCGGGGUCCUGCGACUCUGCCCAGCUCGGCCAGCGGACUCAGGAGCUGCAGACUCCGGCAGCGGGAGGCGGCUGAUCAGAAGGUCCGGGCCGCUGAGGAGGAGGCUGCUCACCGUCGGGGUUCGGCGUCGGCGUUCCACCAGCCCGGCGUGAGGGCCUGAACAUCGGGCCACCCGGGGCGGCGACUGCGGGUGCUCGGAAGGCCCCGACCACGGAUGAACACGGAGGGGAGGCUGGCUGGACUAUGGUGCCUUCCUCACCUGGGUGCCAUUUAUGUUAUGUUGUGUUGUGGACUUUCUGUGUUUGUGCUUUUUAAAAUUUUUUAAUUCAAUUUCAAUUUUAUUUUUAAUAUGUUUUAUUAUUUAUUUAUUAUUUAUUUUUAUUAUUUUUCUUGUGAUUUGUUUUUAACGAUACUGCCUGUAAGGGAAAUUCAUUUCGUUGUCUCAAAUUGAGACAAUGACAAUAAAUAAAUUUGAAUACAAUACAAGACACCAUGGACCAAAUAGACUAUGGAUACAAAUUGCUGGAGUAACUCAGCAGGUCAGGCAGCAUUGAGACAGAAAAGGUCACCUAUCCAAGUUCUCAAAAGACGCUGGUUGAUCUGUUGAGUUACUCCAGCACUUUGUGUCCUUUGGUGUAUUAAUCAGCAUCUGCAGUUGCUUGUUUCUACCGAAUGGUCAACUCCUAUUUUUGUGUUCAUUUGGUCAGUAUUUGUUCAGUACCCGUUUUCUCCCUGUCCAUUAAUAUCCAUCGAACCAUAAGUACCAUAAGAACUCAAGGCUUAUAUUUUCUGAGUGUGCAUUUUGAACAUACCUUAUUUGUUAUUGUCUAAUAUUUGAAAUUCCAACAUUGUUAGCUUUGUGUUCCCUCGAUCACUCUUCCAUCCUCUGAGUUUGGGUUUGGUUGUCAUUGAUGCAGGAAAAAUGAACUAAUUUCGACCAGAUUUAUUGUUAGCCCUCCUAUCUCAAUUCAAAAGAUUAAUGAUUCAUGCUGUAGAAUAGAAUUGUUCAGAAUCAAGGGCAAUGGGGAAAAAGCAGGAACAGGGUACUGAUUCUGGGAUGAACGGCCAUGAUCACAUUGAAUGGUGGUGCUGGCUCGAGGUACAGGUUUGUAGGUUAAUUGACUGUAUAAAUGUAAAAUUGUCCCUCAAGUGAUUAGGAAUGGGUUAAUGUGCAGGGAUCGCUAGACUCGGUGGGCUGAAGGGCCUGUUUCCGCGCUGUAUCUCUAAAUUAAACUAAACUAAACUACAUUUUUCACCUCAGUACACGUGACAUACUAAACUAAACUCAAAACACAAAAUCAUUUCUAUCACCAGAUGUUUGACGAGAUUGCAAAAUGAUGGAAAUUUUGGGUGGGCGGGUGAGGCAGAAGUUUAAAACAUUGAAAUCACUUUUCACCCUGCACCAAACCCUUUGCUUUUAAUUUCAGUAAUGGAAAUAAAUAUUGAUUGCAGUGAUGCUGAUGUUCCCACAACAGCCAGCCUGGGUUAUAAUGUUAAAGAUCUUAUUCACUUGCAAGAAAACUGAUGCAAAAGAUAGCAUGCUUCCAGGGGAGAGCAAUGAACAACUCAUAAAGAUAAUUGGUCAUGAUGGAAUUGCCGUUAUUUGUCAAGAAUGACUGCAUCAUCUACACCGAGCUGCAGUCUCUUUUGAUAUUCGUUCAGACUGACAUAUGGAAUCUGUUACUGAAAGGCUGUAUUGGCAGGCACAUAGCACUCUGCAGUGCUCUGCUUUUUAAUUAGAUUUAGUUUCAUGUUUCCAACCCCUUUCCUAUAAAUGGUUAUCGCCAGUAAACGGCAGAUAUAAAUUAUUUACGAAGCACACUGAGAAGGUCUGAAAGGCGGCAAGGAAGUUGCAACAGCAGUCAUUAGGUCCGUUGCGUGCUCGGAAGAUGGAGAAAUUUAAGACCCUGCUGAAUUUUGUCCUCAGGCAGCACACUACACUGGGCUACAGCUUUCUGGCUUUAGCAACGGCUGGAGGGGAACAACUGUUCUCUGUUGUUGUAUUCAGCUGUCCCUGUAACUCAUGGAAUUUCAUCUACAGCAUGGUUUUUCUUCUUGUCCCAGCCCUGGUUUUAUUCUUACUGGGCUAUUUCAUAAGCAACCGAACAUGGAAGCUGUUUACUGGCUGCUGCAUCAAUCAAGCAAAACGAUGCUCUAAAAGGAUCACUUUGCGUGGCAUAAAGAUUUUUGUACAAAUCACCAUGGGAACUUUAGUAGCCCCAGUAACGUGGAUUUCUGUUGCGUUGCUGAAUGGAAUGAUCUAUGAAUGUGGUAUGUCUGGCUCCUACAACAAUUACUUAAACACAUUCUGCAGUAACUCUUCCGACAAAAAAUGCCAUCAAAACCUUUAUUAUGUGCCCUGUGGUCAUUCAUCUUUGCCUCAGUCCACCCAAACUGAUAUUCGCCAACUACUUCAUGCACACUCCCAGAUAAUCGGAUGGAGCUUGAUAGCAGCCAUCACAGUAUUUGCCUUGGCCUCCACCUGCAUUGUACGCUGCUGCUCUCCAGUCAGCUUCCUCCAGUUGCAGUUUUGGAAAACCUACAAGGAAAAAGAGAACGAAGUGCUGGAGAAGAAAUCGGUUGAACAUGCUAAAGAAAUGGCAGAGAGAAAUGUGAAGAGUUUCUUCGAAUCCGUUGCACCAAAGGCGUUCAAAACUCCAACCAGAGUGGCAUGGGAGGAGAUUUCUAUGCUGUAUAACUACAGCGAAACUGACCAAUACUACAGCACUAUACAUAAAUAUGCAGAAAAGAAGAUUGAAAACACCCAUGCGUCAUCUACCUUUGUCAAUGUGGACGUACCUGCUGUGCUGGACUUUGUUGAUGGGAGCAAAUAUCCAGCUGACUCCCAUAUUUGAACUAACGCUCAGAUGAGAGCAUCUGCAGUAAAGUUAAGCUUUGCCUGGGGCCUCAAAUGUUUGUAUGCCAAAAGUAAGCAACAAUAUUUGUUUAAAUGGUGCCUUUAAUGGUACUUUGAAUGUGGAUUAUUUUUUUAACAAUUCAUAAAUUUACGUAGAAAAUCUUUUUUUGAGAAAUAAUUUUAUCAUCGAAUAUGGGCUGACUCUGAAUGGGAGCUACCAGAGGAAAUGAAGCAGGACUCCUCUACCUUGUUGCAGAAGGUUACCGUCAUAUGUUAAUUCAGACAGAAAAUUAUAAAGAGAGAAUAUCAUGAAAGCUUAUUGUUAAAUUUUCAUAUCUUCCAGUUCUCAUGUUUGAUGUAAACAAUUAUUGGAUGUUUUAUAUACUUACUUAAAUGCUUAAAAGCACUGCAUACUUAAACUCUCCCUUCACUAACAUGUUCAAUGUUCUAGUGAGAAUACUAAAGAGUAAAUUAAGAUAAGCAUUAUUUCCAUCAGUGAGCUGCGAUUGAGUCAAUGAUAGUCCCAAUUUGUAACACUGAUAAAUCAACCUUAUCUGCACAUUAUUUGAUGAUGUAUUGAAUUGAUUUUAUUAGUCAAAUGCAUUUGGAUCAGGGUUUUACCACUGCUGCUAGAUAGGUAGAUGGAUAUUCAUAAAUCAGAGCACGUGAACAGAUUUAUUAGAUGUACUCCAAGCUUGAGUAAUUCCCUUAUCAUGUAUCUAUACACUGUAAAUGGCUUGAUUGUUAUCGUAUUGUCUUUCCGCUAACUGGUAGGCACACAACAAAAACUUUUCACUGUACCUCGGUACACGUGACAAUAAACUAAACCAAACUAAACUUGAGGGUUUGAGGCCCUCAAGGCAAAAUGGUUGUAAGCCUCGGAUCCAAUUCAUGCAUUACUAAAUAGCAAUUGCUAAAAUAAUGUUUCUAGAUUGCACACUGAACCUGAUGGAUAAGGUUCAUAUGUUGUGUAGAUGUCCUAAUUCCAAGGAAUCAUGAUUGAAGGGAAUGAGAUGGAUGGAAACCCAAUUUAUCUCGUGUGACCAUCCGUUGAGAUUGAAUGAAAUGAAGAUCGAAUUAACCGUAAUUGAGAUUGCUGAAUCACUGUACCAUGUGUCAAGAUUCAGUUAAUCCACAUGUAUUUGAUAGCAUUUCUGUAACGAGAUAGCCACAAUGGGCACAGAUGGCAUUAUAAUCAGCCUAGAACCACAUCUCCAGCUAAAUUGUUUUCUCUGCAAAUGAAGGCUAAAGGGUUUUUUUUGUUUUACAAAAGGGAAAAAUCCACAAUUAUAAUCCCUUAAUUUAUUAGAAAGCCAUUGUCUUUCAAACGGGACUGAUGGGACCCAGUGCACUGGUAAGAUCUUUCUGCCUUGAAAUGAUCACCUCUGUUUUAUAACUAGGCAAAUGCCCAUUGAUGAAACCCAUACCAGUCAGUGCACUACAUGGUCUCCUUUGAGAUAAGUACUUGGAAGACUACAGCAAUUUGCAGAAUUGAAGAUCCUUUGUAUUUCAACAUUUUGUUUGCAAUUACCUAUAGCAGGGAGGCAACACAAAAGUAUUUUUAAUAGAUUUAUAUUAUAGUCUCAGACGACCAAAAAUAUCUUAAUCCAAAUAUCGAAAAAAGAUGGGACCAAAAUAUAAAAGGUGACCCAAAAGUCUGAAGAAGGGUCUCGACCCGAAACGUCACCUAUUCCUUCCCUCCAUAGAUGCUGCCUCACCUGUUGAGUUUCUCCAGCAUUUUUAUCUACCCAAAAGUACAUAGCACUUUUUGCCAGAUAAGCUUUUUUUUGCACCUUUUAUCUCCUAUUAAUUUAUUCAAUUAACUUUGAUUCUAAAUUAGAUUAUAUUUUAUCACAUCAAUUUACUGAGUAAAAACUGCAGCAAUAUUUUUAUUGAUAUGAUGUUAACAUAUACUUUAUAAUUUCAAGCAUACAUUUUUCAAAAUGCUUUCAUUGUUAAUAUUUGUAGUACCUAUAGGAGAAAAAAAAUCAGAAAUGUAUAUAUUUAUAAUGCAAAAUAGAUUUUAGUUUUUUCAGGUAAAAGCUUUAAGCCGAAGAAAAUUGGUGAAAAUUUCCUCACACUUACUCUGCACCUUCAACUCAUCAGAAUCAUAAAAAGAGUUACAAAGCAAAAAACAGCACAGGAGCUGCCCUGACAAUUUGUGGCUGUAACGCUGACGAUAUAACGAUAUGUAACGAUAUAAACCUGACAUUCUAAUGUGAAUUACAAUGUCAUUUGUUUUCUCCCUACUACACAAAAUAGUAAUAUAUUAUUCUAUCGAUGGUAAGGUAAAAUUUAUAAACAUGUGGAAGCAAAAAAAGUCAAUGUUUAUUUAAAUAUAUAAUUUUUUGAUGUGUUAAUGUAUGACAUAUGUGAAUAAGAACAUUUGUACGUUUUUUUAAACAAGUUAUAUUGCUUGGCUGUCAUUGUAUUUAUCAAUUUACUACAUCUUCAUUUAUGGAACUACAAGUGUUAUAUAGGAAUGUAGAGGCAAAAUAUGUUAUUUUCUACAGACAAUAAGAUUGUUUUGUUAAUAUUUACUGACAAUGUUCAUUCUUUCGUGU
Molecule: messenger RNA, 5634 nt
Organism: Leucoraja erinaceus (little skate)
Lineage: Eukaryota; Metazoa; Chordata; Chondrichthyes; Rajiformes; Rajidae
Product: calcium homeostasis modulator protein 5-like
Exons: 2
Coding region: 2103-3068 (321 amino acids)
Molecular function (GO): monoatomic cation channel activity
Source: RefSeq, a predicted model, not a curated record